Molecule: messenger RNA, 732 nt
Organism: Macaca mulatta (Rhesus monkey)
Lineage: Eukaryota; Metazoa; Chordata; Mammalia; Primates; Cercopithecidae
Gene: C14H11orf21
Product: chromosome 14 C11orf21 homolog
Source: RefSeq, a predicted model, not a curated record
UCCUCUCCUCUCUUCUCUUCUUCUCCCCUCCCCUCCCUUCCCCUCCCUGUGGUUUCCAGCUGGGCAGGGGCCUCAGACCGCAGCUCCCUGCCCAAGAGGUAGGUUGCAUCCGCCUCUUUGUCUGUCUGUCAACAUCGCCCUAGGACCGAGCUGCUGGGUGCCCCGGAAGAAGGGCAGGCAGGAAGGGGAGGGGCAGUGAGAUUGGCUCCCCCCUCAACCUCACCCUGGUAUCCCCAGCCCAGCCCAAGACACCAGGGCGUUUGCCGACAUCUGAGGCCCUUCUUGGUGUGGCCACCGAGGACAGUGCUGAGAGGGGGAAGGUCAUGGGCAGAGCUGGGUGUGGGAUGCAGAGGAAACAGUGCCUGGGGAAGAGGAGUGCUGUGCCCAGGUGGCCUCACUUGUCAUCUCAAAGUGGCGUCAAACUCCCGGACAGGUGGACGGGAACCCUAGGCUGGCCCUCCAGAGACCAGGAGGCCCCUGGCUCAGGGAUGCCACCUGCAGCUGCCCAGCCCUCCGCCCAUGACGCCCUUGUUCCACCUGCCACCGCUCAUGAAACUAUGGAUCACCCAGCUCUGCACUGGCUUGCCUGUUGCUGCUGUCGCAGUUUACCUGGGCAGUUGCCCCUGGUUAUCCGGCUGGGGUGGGACUUGGACUUAGAAGCAGGCGGGAGGACUGGGAGGCUGCGUCCUCGGGCCAGGAGGUGGCAGCCUCUACCUUCCUGAGACAGGGACC